AGCUCUGGGACGGGAUGUGCCACCUAUCAGCUGCCGAAUGUUAGCAACAGCUAUAAAACUUGGAACAAGCUCCUCCCCCAAUGCGAACUUCUUCUCCUUGACCUCCUCCUUUGUCACACUGCACCAUCCGUCGUACAUUUGGGCGCUCGCUACUCCAGAUCCGACGAUCCUACACUCGCUCCUUGAUUGCGAACAGCAUCUCUCAAACAUAUACGAAACAGCUUGUUCAGGUGGACUCGAUCGUUGGAUCAUCAUCAUUCUACCCGCUCCUACUAGCUUCGCAGACAGAACCUGAACCCUGGCCAAGAUGCGCUUCCUCGCUCUCGCUGCUGUCGGGCUCUCAUCCUUCCUCCAUCUUGCAGCGUCGCAAGAUCUCUCUACUCUCCCUACAUGCGCGGUGAGCUGUGCCCUCAACGCCAUUUCCAGCACCGGCUGUGCAACCACCGAUGCUGCCUGCAUCUGCCAGGCGAGCAGUUUCCUGAGUGGAGUGUACUCGUGCAUCUCUACUGCUUGCAAUGCCACUGACAUCGCUGCAACUCUACAAUUUGCCGAAACUUUCUGCGGCCAGGCAGGCGUCAGCAUUACCCUUCCCACGGCCUCUGCUACUGCCGGACCAACUUUCACUCUCAGCUCCACUAGUGCCCCAGCAUCGGCUUCCGCGACCUUGACCAGCAGCUAUGUGCCAGCGAGCGGCGCUCCAGCUGCAACCUAUACCGGUGGCGCACAGAUUUUGAAACAGCAGUGGGCAGGUGUUGCAGGUGUAGUUGGACUGGGUGUUGCCGCCAUACUGUAAAGGGCGGGGGACAAGAGAAUGACUAUGCCUGGAUAAUUGAAAGGUGAGAGAGAACAUGGCCCGAGGAAGAUAUCUGAAUGGAUACUGGUCGGUACCACUACCAUAUGAGUCGACAAUGUUUACGAGGUUAUGAUGCGAAAUGGAAAAUGGGUAGUACUACCGCUACAAUACCAAAACAGCCCUAGGACUGCUGGGAAAUGAGUGGAUGGUCUCUUUGGAUAUUCUGUUUCUGUACGUAGUAACCCGUAAUCCUAAUCAUUUCUUAUACGCUCCGAAGGGGUUUGGCUACUGCG
This is a messenger RNA of Cladophialophora immunda, 1086 nucleotides long. RefSeq lists its product as uncharacterized. The coding region runs from base 308 to 793 and encodes 161 amino acids. The record is from RefSeq and is a predicted model, not a curated record. The transcript has 3 exons. NCBI's taxonomy places the organism in Eukaryota, Fungi, Ascomycota, Eurotiomycetes, Chaetothyriales, Herpotrichiellaceae.